AAAGUACAUUUAACAAAAAGGCACAAUUAAGUGAAAAUAUCAAAAGACAUACAGAUGCUAUUCGUUUUCACAGCUUUUCUAUUCUCACUGUUUAAAAUAAUGGAGAAUAAGUUUUUAUUUUCAUUCACCAGAGCAGCAAAGAAAUAAAACGAGUGUAGAUUACUAACGUCUCGCUUGAUUGGUGAAAAUGAACGCAUUAUCCAAUCAGAGAUGCCUGUGGGCGGGACUUCCGCCCUCUGCAGUUAAGAGGAGGGUUUGUCUGCUUGGAGGGAAGUUUAAUCAAAAUAGUCAUGCAGCCUCCUCGAAAAUGAAAUCUACGUGGAUAAACGAUUGCGUUUUGAGUUUGAAAAACAAACACUAGGAACAUAAUUUAGGAUUAUAUGAAAUGACUGUCGCCUAACCGUGUAGAAAAUCGCAGUUUAACGUGCGCAUGCAAUAACUAGUACACAACUUCUCAGUCUCUAUUAGCUUAGCUUGGUAGCCGCGAUUGUGUUUUCCAUACCGCGCUGCACGGAUAUAAACUAAAAUGCUGCUGCUGAUAGAUUUUUUAUAAACGCAUAAUUUCUGGCCAUGGAUCCAAAGACGAGGAGGCUCGAGAGUCAACUGUGUAAAGCUGUGAAGGAUGGAGACCCAAGAUCUGUGCAGCUGCUUCUCUCACAAGGUGCAAGUCCUGACCUGGUUGGUAGUAAGGGGGUAGCUGCAAUACACUUGGCUGUUGGCAAAGAGACUGAGAAGAACAACCGCUGCUUGAAAAUGUUGCUGCAACAUGGAGCUGACCCUAAUAUCAGAUCAUGUGAUGGUCUGACUCCUGUUCACAUUGCUGCCUUGUGGGGAUGUUAUCAAAACCUGAGGUUUCUCUUGAUGAAUGGAGGGAACCCCAACCUUAAAGAUAAUGAAGGAAAUACGCCUGGGCAGCUUGCAGAGCAACAGGAGAAUCGAAAAUGUGCCCAGCUUCUUCAGGAGCACCAGGUCAGCUGUGUGGACAAAGAAGAGGACGACUGGCCUCAUUUCCAAUACUCUGUAUGUUCAGACCAAACCGACCUGUCCAGCUAUCCUGAAUCAGACUACAGCUUCAGUUCCCAGACGUCUAUGAUAAGUGACUUUGGCGAAGCCCCAUUGAGCAGCACGAGGCGCUCAUCAUUUUUCAACCUAUCUAACAUUAAUGGAAGGCCGAGUUGCAGAGGAAUAUCAUAUAACAGACUUUCUAAUAUGGACACUAAACAGCAUCAUAACCAGGACUGGAACACUUCCUCACAUUGGGCAUCUGAAGGUCCCUCCAUACUGUCAAGCACUCGCAUGUCUGCAGUGGGGCCUGCACCUGCAAUAUCAACUCUUAAGGAGGAGGAUUUGUUCACUGAUGAUGGUUUGUUCACAUCAAAAGCAAAUGUACAUACUGCUGCAACUGAUGGCAGAAUCUCUCCCUCCAGAAGAGACACUCUCCCUGCAUUUCUGUCCAGGCGAGCGAGCCGUAAGAGUGUAAGCUUCAAGGAUGUAGAUGAAUAUUUCCCAGUUUUUAGUCCUGAAUAUCCAAAAGAGCAGCCCGCUGUCGGCACCAGCACCUUACCUUUUGACCUGUCUGAGUACUCUAGCUUCCUGGAUUCAGAACGUAUGGCCACUGUUUUACCUGAGCAGGGUAUCGACGUCACAUCACCAGACCAUGUUUAUGUUUUUGGCAGGGAGAGCAGUGAGAGCACAGGAGAGGACAUGGAGAAAACGGUCAUCGUUAGUCACUGUGCUUUUGAAGAGAGUGAUGAUGAAAAAGAGGGUGAAAAUGUAAAAGAGCCUCAGGGGAACAUAUCGAAACAGCUAGCGGGUUCCUGCGGGGGCGGCAGCAGCAGUGAGACCGGCAGUAGUCAUUACAGUAGCUGUGAGAGCGACCAUUACACCAGCGCUCUGGAUGCUUCCAUACACCCCAGGCAUCUCUUACUCCCUGUGGUAGAGGAAAUAUCUGUUGGUGCUGAAGUUUCCAAAAAGACUGCUCAAACUGAUACUCAGAUAAAUUCAAAACUGGAAAGUGUUGAGCAUUUACCAGGUAUGCUUGAUAAACUGGACUUGUCAGAAGGAAAACACCCGAAUAAUGAUGUAUUUAAGGCGGACACCCCACUGGAUGACGCCGCAGAAGCGACAAAGGAAGACUUCAACUGUCCAUUUACGCCAAGUCCUUUUGUAACAGGCAGGACACGUUCAAGGUUGAGUCGCUGCUCACUUAGAACAAGCAGAACACCCGAGAGCCUCCUCCUCACGUCUUCUCUGUUUGAGGAGACCCUACCUACACCAGUUCGAUCGCGGCGUAAGAUGCCCAGGCCUCAGAGCAGCGAUGCCUUUUACAGUUCACCACAUGCACCGUGUUAUACACUAUCCCAUUCAGGGAGUAGCACAGGGGGAGACUCCUUGCCUGCUGAUUGCCAGGAAACACAGUCCAGCACCCUCAAAGCCGGUUCAAGUGUUAGCAAUAGCCAAGCUGAUACCCUCAUCCUCUCCAGGAAUGUAAGUGACUCUGCUGUUGAAUCACAGACUCUGUGUGACACAGUCGUACUGGAAAAAAAUCAGGACUCUUCAGUGGAUGCUUAUGAAAGAAACCUUGCAGAGAUUAUACUGGCUAUGCAAGACCAAGGCAUGGAUCUUGCUGAGGGUGGGGAUUUUCUAACUGAUGAUCUGACAAGUACAGAUGAGGCAACAACAAGGGGAAAUGUAAAUGAUGCCCCUGAUGUGGACCGCCUGAAAAACAAAGAUGACUGGAUCACUGAGGACUGUAGCUCUCAGCCGGAAUCUGUGUCAUCUUCAUCCAGCUCCAGCUAUUUUUCCCCAAGGAGGUCCAGGGAAGACUCUGACCUUCCUUGCACCCCAGGCACCGGAUGCACCCCUAGAUACAGUAUGAGCCGGCUCUCAAGCUACCACAGGCCACAGCACCUGGCUAACCUGUCUUACACCCCCGGGGGGCGUCCAGUCAUUCAGGAUGUGGAUGAACCAGUGGAGUACCUCUACACUGAUACAGAACAAGGCCACAAGCUGAUUGAGACUCAUGUCCCACCUACAGCUAACACCUCAUUCAGCUCCAGCAUGAGUACUACCAGCAGCGAGGAGACCAUCCUUUAUGACUGGCGCUCUAUGCAGACCGACAUGAAGCAGAACACAGAAAAGGAGAACCAGAAACCACAGGAGACAUUACAAAAUGAGGAAAGAGAUGAGGGAAAGGACAGGUUGUUGGCAGAAACCAAAGGGAUGACUGACAAGGAGCUGAGACUGAGGCUAGUGGAGCUGGGGCAGAACCCAGGUCCCAUCAACAGCCGUACCAGGCCAGCAUACAUUCGAAAGCUGUGCCGCCUCGUUCAGGAGUCAAAUUCCCAAUCACCACAUCACCAGAAACAGUUAAGCCAGUCAAAAACAGUUCCUGCAGAUUUAGGUUAUAGUCCAGAACUAAAUCUGGCCCUGCAGACCUUCAAGCUGCCUGAUUGCCGGGCUGACGAGCAGGCUUUGUGCCAGCAGUUUGACCAACCAGAUCAGAACAGGAAGUGGAGGGAGGGCAUAAUCAAGUCCAGCUUCAACUACUUGCUGCUCGACCCAAGAGUGACAAACAGCCUCCCGUUCAGGAGUCAGACCAUGACUCCACAGGAGUGUUUCCAGACUUUCAUCCACGCUAUAUUUUAUGUGGGCAAAGGAAAACGCUCCCGCCCCUACAGCCACUUGUAUGAGGCUUUGGAGUACUACAAAGGGGACAAAACGUCCAAGAAACUGUGCCGCAAAGUGCAGCACAUCCUUCAGGUAUGGGACGCCAAGCAGGGCGUCAUCUCACUGCAUUGUUUCCAGAACGUCAUUCCAGUGGAGGCUUACACAAGAGAGGCCUGCAUGGUGGAGGCCAUUGGGUUAAAGAUGCUCACCAAUCAGAAGCGGGGAGAUUACUAUGGUGUGGUGUCCAACUGGCAGUUAAAGAGGAAGCGUGAGCUGGGUGUCCACCUGCUCUACCGGGCCAUGCAGAUCUUUCUGGCUGAGGGUGAGAGACAGCUCAGACCAGCAGACAUCAGACAGUAGCGGCCCCCACUGGAGGGGGGUGUAAAGUGCAACACGGAGCCAACUAUCCGAUGGGAAAAUACCACUAGUUCAGAAUCCAAAGUCAAUUUUGCACUCAAGAGUUGGGUGGGAGUUUACAACAUCCCUUGGUCUGAUUUCUCUUUCCUUUCACAAUAUACAGUUUGUCGCACGUCAUAUCCUCUGGUAACAUUUAGAUCCCUUGAGCUUGUCAGUUAACAUCUUUCUGCUUUUUUCUAUUCAAGUGUCUUAAGUGUUAGUGUUCUAUUCAAUUCAGAAAAGCUGCCUUGUUUCCUAAUUUCUUUGCAUAUAUUAAUUAUAAUCUGCCUAGAUUUGUCUCAUCUCUGAUUCCACAAAAAAUUAAAAGUGGAGUCAUGUCGUCCUGUAUGCAUUAAGUUUUCUACUGACAGAAAAGUCAGUGAAUGAGCAACAUGAUGUGAAAAACAAAACUGUGAGACUGCAGAUGUUUCAGAUGUCAUGACAAAUAAGCACAACAGUCAGUUUUCAAAAACAUUCUUCCCAGUAGGAUAUUUUUCUUCUUGAAUUCUUCAUCACUAAUGUCUUUUCCAUAUUGAUACACAACCAUAUGCAAAUGUCUUAUGCAGCAUUAUCAAAUUAACUAGUUCCAGAUUGCAUAGAGCAAUUAUAGUUUUCUCUCAACCUCAUACUGUAUCACCUGGGGCUGGCUUUAGGAAAAAAAUUAACGUGUCUUGACUGAGUUUUGUGUGAGGUGCACACAUUCUAUUUUUAUAAAUACCACUUCAUGUGCAGGAAAUGGCGUGUGCAUGUUUUUCGUGCGGACUCAUCGUUUAUACAUCUGGCCUCUGGUAGUUAAUCACUUUGCUUUUGUAGUGUUAAAAGACAGAUGGAGAUGAAUAUCAGCAGAGGCUGGUCACUGGUACUUAGCAUGAUAGGAUUCAUGGCUAAAUAAAGAACGGAGUGUAUAGUUUUAGAAACUUAAUGUUUGAUAAAAUAUCGCAUGACUUGUUUACAUGGCUGGAUUUCCAUUUCAUUUGUUAUGCCAUUUUGUUUCUGUAAAAAAAUGCUUUGCAGGCAAGCUGAUGAUAUGAUAAUGAUAGGUGUUAAUUUGUAUACAUUUCUUUAAGAAAUGCCAGCAGUUAUGUAGAAACACAGUGUUUGAGUUCGUAUUACAUCAGCAAUUAUGAUGUUAAGAGAUCUAUCGGCCAAAGUAAUCCCAGGUUGAAGUUACUUUUUUUCUUGAAAAGUUUGCUUACAUUCUGAUCUCAUGGUCUACACAUUAAUGACCUGAGCUUCAAAACCAUCCAUUGUCUACUCAGGGUUUUAUACUUGAUCAAUUGUAUUUUGGAUGUAUACAUAUAUUUUUUUACAUUCCCAGCCCCUAAGUUAAAGAAAUAAAUGCAUUAAAUCAUCAUAAAGUGGAGUAAAACACGUGACCUAUAGCAUUAACUUUUAAUUAUGAAAUUAAUAUUACAUAUUAAUUUAAUAGUACAGUGAAAAAAGAAAUGGACACAAAGCCCCUUGAUUAUGAUCUGUGUUUGACAUGGUUUCAUGAUUGAUUGAUGUAAUAAUGUAGUGCUCUCUUUUCAUUAUUAUCUCCAACUGCUACUGUUACUGUCAUAUCUUUGCUCCUUUACUUUUCAUUCCUGUAAACAUAGUGAAAAAAAUACAACAUAAACCUGAACUGGAUGAGUCUUUGUCAUUUCUUGUUCAUGUCUUGUUCUGUGGUGUCCCUCUAGUGGACAAAGGAAGUCAUUAAAUUUUGUUUUUCAAAUUCA
Thunnus maccoyii (southern bluefin tuna) is the source of this 5783-nucleotide messenger RNA. RefSeq names its product ankyrin repeat and LEM domain containing 1 (gene ankle1). The record is from RefSeq and is a predicted model, not a curated record. Bases 571 to 4029 code for a protein of 1152 amino acids. The transcript has 9 exons. Gene Ontology annotation, molecular function: protein binding; endonuclease activity. Lineage: Eukaryota; Metazoa; Chordata; Actinopteri; Scombriformes; Scombridae.